GACAGUAAAAGGACAUAGGCAUGGCUGAUUUCACCUGGUAUGUACUGUUCUUCAAUAGUUUGUGUUUUGUGUUGUUGGCACAAGCUUCAGAUUCUCAUGUCGACAUUUAUAAAAGAGUUGGUGAUUCAGUGACCCUGCAGUGUAACAUGACCAAAAUCUACACAAAAUGUUCCUCGGUCACAUGGAUCUACGCCAGAGACAAAAUGGCGACGAUAAUCGAGUUAGUGGAUAAAGGAAGUUUGAGACAAGAUCUCAGUGGAUCCAAAGCCUCAAGACUGAGUUUGCAGCCUGACUGUUUUCUGAAUAUCAGCGAUAUUAACGUUGGAGACGCUGGACGCUACACUUGUCGGCAGUACGAUUCACUUAGAAAAAAACAUGGAGAGGAUGAAACCAUUGAUCUCUCUGUUCUCUCUGGGAUCACUCAGGAGGACAACUUCACGUGUACUCUGCAUAGCGUUGUCAGAGCAUGUGGGGGUGUCAGUCUGAGAUGGUCAGACCAGGGGACAAGCGACCGGAUAAGUCAGGAGUCCCCGGGGCAAUGUGUCGUCCGUCGGCCGAAAACGCAACCCCUCGACAGCUCAGGGCUCCGCUGCCUUCUGAUGAAAGACGGCGUUUAUAAGACAUCAGUUGGCUUUUCUUCAAAGGAUCAGAUCAUUCACACUCAAACUAACAUCCCCCCCAGGGCCCCUGGGGGUACGGGGCAUAAGGAGCUCCCCAUCUACCUGGCUGUAGCAGUGAGUACAGUGCUACUGGUUCUGAUUGUUGCUGUUCUAGUACUCAAACGCAAGAAGAGCACAGGAAACAAGCAGAGCCCCCCAAUGUGUGCAGAAGACCCCAACACGAUGGGGUCCCCGGGGCAGGGGGAGCCAACCCAACGCCUGUCCUACGACCAGGGUGAGCCGGACGGGGGUCUGCUCUACGCCUCCAUUGAACACAGGACUGGUAGUGGGAAGGCCCGGCCCCCCAGUGUGGAGGAGGGGGGCUGUGAGGGGGAUGAAACAGUCACCUAUUCCACCGUUUCAAAGCCCCCCACUAACCUCCCUGAGCAUUCAUGCAGCAGAUAAACAGAAUCAGAUUUCUAAUUAAUCAGAAGUGGAAGUUUAAUUGUAAAUAUUUUUUCAUCCCAAAAGCUGUGAAUAGAUAAUUCUGUUUCAUGUAAAGAGUAUCAUAGUUAUAUUUCUAGAAGCCUGACAUUACGUUGGAGUUCUUUUGUUGUUGUAAAAUAACCAUGAUCUUCAAGUCCUGCUUCACCGACUUUUAGUUGUGAUGUCUGUAUGAACUGAACUUUAAAUUACUUGCAGAAAAUAUAUAAUCAGAAACUCUUAAUAAUGUAAAAUGAUAUAUCGUCCAAAUUAUUUAACCUUGUUCACAUUAUUACUUUGUUGUAUACGGGGAAUGGGUGAACCUAGCGAUUGUUAGUGCUUUGCACAUGGUUCUAUGAACAUCCUUACUGUACCGUCAGCCAUAUAUUGUUUUACCUUCUGACAAAUGUACUUAUUGUAAGUCGCUUUGGAUAAAAGUUUCUGCUAAAUGCCCUAAAUGUUAAUGUAAAUGUUACUUUUUUAAAAGGCCUUUAUAUAAAUUGCACAUAGAGAUAGCUUCAUUUCUCGAAUUGAAAAGUGUAAAGUUAUUUAGUAUUCGAAUAGCCCUGGCAUUCUCCUGACUACUUUUGGUUGAUUUCUUAUUCCUCAAACCUUAUAAUAAUAUUCUAUCGUCUCAUUAAAUAUUCUAUGUCAAUCGCUGUGUGUGUCUUUCCCAUGAUCAAGCUUUA
Gadus chalcogrammus (walleye pollock) is the source of this 1771-nucleotide messenger RNA. RefSeq lists its product as uncharacterized. The coding region runs from base 21 to 1064 and encodes 347 amino acids. NCBI's taxonomy places the organism in Eukaryota, Metazoa, Chordata, Actinopteri, Gadiformes, Gadidae. The record is from RefSeq and is a predicted model, not a curated record. Gene Ontology annotation, biological process: positive regulation of ERK1 and ERK2 cascade; T cell activation; interleukin-15-mediated signaling pathway. The transcript has a single exon. Gene Ontology annotation, molecular function: protein tyrosine kinase binding; MHC class II protein binding. Gene Ontology annotation, cellular component: membrane raft; external side of plasma membrane.